GUGAACUACUUUAAUGAGGUCCACGCCGUGUGGGAGCCUCUGAUCGAACGAGUCGAUGCCGGCAGACGCAGGUGGAACCUGGAGCUGGAGAUAAAGAACAACCCGGUCCAGGACAAGAGUCCUGUCCACGGAGACGACUUUGUCAUUCUACCUGAACCUCAAACAGCCAUCAGCAUCUGCUCCAAAGACACGAUGAACAUCACCGUGUCCCAGUGCAGCCUCAACGUCUUUAACCACCUCGCCAAG
Messenger RNA from Plectropomus leopardus (leopard coralgrouper), 246 nucleotides. The record is from RefSeq and is a predicted model, not a curated record. NCBI's taxonomy places the organism in Eukaryota, Metazoa, Chordata, Actinopteri, Perciformes, Serranidae.